AGGCGAAAGCAGCAGAUCAGUGCUUGUGUUCUGAUUCCUCAGCGCAGCGUUUUUCUCCUUUUGUCUUUGUGCCUUCAAAAAUCUCAAAAACCAUUCUUUCAUUUUCCUUUCCAUUUCCGAUUCGCGAUCACCAAACCAAGCCAAGCCAAGCCAAACCCACUCUUUCUCCUCUUUCGAAUCCCUAACCCCUCUUUCUUCGCAUUCCCCAACUUCAAAAUCCCCCCAAUUCCAUUCUGAUCCACUAUCCCCAUUAACCAAUAAUAAAUUGACUUCCAAAGUAUUCUAGAUCAGUGGAGCAGGGGUGUGUUUCAGGAUGAAUUUGCAACAAGUGGGGCAACCUAAAUCAUCUAAUGGAUAUGGUCGUCGGAAGUAUGAAAAAGGAGCAACUAAGUCUGACAGUAAAAUCUCAUCUGGAAAAUCAAAUACCAGCAGUGUAGCUGAAGUGACUGGCAGUAAAAGUGGUACUUAUGAGAGUCCGUCACAUGAUCGGCUAGUGUAUGUAACAUCAUCUCUUCUUGGGCACCAUGUAGAAGUCCAGGUGAAAAAUGGAUCUAUAUACUCUGGAAUAUUUCAUGCAACAAAUACUGAGAAAGAUUUUGGAAUAAUUUUAAAAGUGGCUCGCCUGAUAAAGGAUAGCUCUUUGCAAGGGCAAAGAUCCAGUGUAGAAAUUGUCAGCAAGGCUACUUCUAAGACUUUAAUUAUACCUUCCAAAGAGCUUGUACAAGUCAUAGCGAAGGAUGUUGCUGUUACUAGGGAUGGCCAGCCUAGUGAAUCUCAUUAUGCUAUGCAUCAGGAUAUAAUGGUUGAUUCAGUUAUAUCUCAAUCUCGCCAUGUCGAAAUGGGGAGAGAAUUACAACGAUGGGUACCUGAGGAUGAUGAUCCACAAUGCCCUGAACUGGAAAAUAUCUUUGAUGGCCCUUGGAAUAGGGGAUGGGAUCAGUUUGAAACAAAUAAAACGUUGUUUGGUGUAAAUAGCACAUUCAAUGAAGACCUCUACACAACAAAGCUUGAAAAAGGGCCUCAGAUGAAAGAGCUGGAACAAAAAGCUUUAAGAAUAGCAAAAGAAAUUGAAGGGGAGGAUACCCAUGAUCUUCAUCUGGCAGAGGAAAGAGGCCGUUAUCAUGAUGAUUUUGAUAGUGAUGAAGAAACCAGAUUCUCUUCAGUAUAUAGGGGAAAAGGUGUUGAUGACAGUGGAUAUGAUGAAGAUGAGGAACCAAGGUUGGAUUCAUACAAUUCUGAAACAUUUGGCAGCAUCACAGGUUCGGUCAUUAAGAAGCCGGGUGAAAUAAGUGGUGGAAAAGCCAACAAUGGAGCACAAACUUGGUCAAACUUCUCUAAAAUGGAUCACUCACAGUCAUCUCUGUCAAAUACUGGUGUGGAUUUAGGCCGCUCUGGUGCUGAUGAUCAUGCUAAGCAAUUAGCAUCUGAACUCCCUACUCAAAAUUACUCAUUUAAAGAUGGGGAAUGCAGGAUUCAGAAUUGUGUUAGUGAUCCAAAUGAAACCAGUGGUAAUGCCACAGAAGAAAAUCAGCAAGCUGAGGAUGUCCGCCUGUCAAAAUCUGAGGGUUUGUAUUUACAGCCACCACAUAACUUGAAGAAUGUCGUCUCUGUCUCUGAUAAGGGGGAAUCAUCGCCUAAUACCACCUCCUUUACCCCUUCACCACAUAUUAUAUCAAAGGGUCUUGAAAAAACUGGGUUAUGUGGGGAGUUUACUACUGGGACUUCAGCAUCUGGCAGAUCUAGUGAACAAACAAAAGCUGCAAAUUCACGUGGAAGAGUAGGUAGUGCCUCAUCAUCUGGUUCAGAUAAUGUGGGCGGUGUGGCUGCAUCUUCUGGUUCUGGUCUAUCUCCGAGUUCUUCAGUUGGAUCAUUGUCUUCUGAAAGAUCUACUUUGAAUCCCCAUGCCAAGGAAUUCAAGCUUAAUCCUAAUGCCAAGAGUUUUAUUCCGUCCCAAAAUCCUGUUAGGCCCCGAUCCCCAGUCUCUGAUGGUUCCUUCUAUUUCCCAGCUAAUGUAUCUACGGUACCAAAUAUGCCCGCGAUGCCCAUGGGUAUUGGAGUUGGUAAUACUUUUGCUGGGCCACCACAGCCUAUGAUAUAUAAUCCGCAGGUAGCACAAAUGCCAUCCCAAGCAUAUUUUCAUCCAAAUGGACCACAGUAUGGACAGCUUCUUGGUCAUCCUAGGCAGGUUUUGUACAUGCCAAGCUACCUACCUGAAACGCCGUAUAAGGGACGAGAUUAUUGACCACUUGGCUGACUCCACUGUUUCUUACCUGAAAAGAAAAACCAGACUCGAUUUCUUAAAAUGUGUCUUGGAUGACGAGGAUUUCAGCAGAGCAGCGUGUGGGAGGAUCCCGCAAUAGUACGAUCAUUUCCCAGACCGAGCUGGCCACCCCAUUUGGGAUAUAAGUUAAUGAUCUGUAUUAACAUGUAUUUUCUGGGAUUGUGUUUUCGGUGAUGUUGUACACAUUUUACACGGAGUCAUCUUUGUUUUCUUCAGCGAUACAUUAAUAUGCUAAAUUUAUUUUAAUUCAUGUCUUC
Messenger RNA from Arachis stenosperma, 2538 nucleotides. Its product is annotated as polyadenylate-binding protein-interacting protein 3-like. Lineage: Eukaryota; Viridiplantae; Streptophyta; Magnoliopsida; Fabales; Fabaceae. Gene Ontology annotation, biological process: cytoplasmic stress granule assembly. Gene Ontology annotation, cellular component: cytoplasmic stress granule. The coding region runs from base 314 to 2242 and encodes 642 amino acids. The transcript has 15 exons. The record is from RefSeq and is a predicted model, not a curated record. Gene Ontology annotation, molecular function: RNA binding.